Physeter macrocephalus (sperm whale) is the source of this 1331-nucleotide messenger RNA. It is a transcript of the gene FAM221A, whose product is annotated as family with sequence similarity 221 member A. The record is from RefSeq and is a predicted model, not a curated record. The coding region runs from base 41 to 1039 and encodes 332 amino acids. The transcript is spliced from 8 exons. Lineage: Eukaryota; Metazoa; Chordata; Mammalia; Artiodactyla; Physeteridae.
UGGGGCCUCAGAGCCGGCGCCUCCGGGUUCCCCGCCCGCCAUGGAGCGGCUGACGUUGCCCGCCGGCGGCGCGGCGGCCGUGGACAAGUACAUGGAGUACCGGAGAAUUGUUGGUGAGGAUGAUGGAGGGAAACUUUUUACUCCUGAAGAAUAUGAAGAAUACAAAAGAAAAGUCUUACCUAUGCGUUUACAGAACAGAUUAUUCGUGAGCUGGCGAUCACCGACUGGAAUGGAUUGUAAACUUGUGGGUCCAGAGACACUGUGUUUUUGUACCCAUAGGUAUAAGCAACAUAAAACUGACUUUGAAACGAUUCCUCAGCAGCGCCCCAUCAGUCUUCCUUGUCAAGUGACGGGCUGCCCAUGCAGGGCUUACCUCUACGUGCCCCUGAAUGGCAUGCAGCCCAUUCGUUGCAGGUGCAAGCACUUUGCUGAUCAGCAUAGUGCUGGGCCUGGCUUUAUGUGCAAUGCCUGUUCUAAUUGUUCAGGAUUCCAUAGUUGCUUCACUUGUGCUUGUGGUCAGCCUGCAUAUGCCCAUGACACAGUAGUGGAAACUAAGCAAGAAAGACUGGCUCAGAGAAAACCGGUGGGAUGGGACGUUCCUUAUGCAGCAAUGGGAGGAUUAACUGGCUUUAGCUCGCUGGCAGAAGACUACAUGCGAUUAGAUGACAGUGGAAUUGGUGCACCUUCAGUUGAAUUUUUAGACUCUCCAGUUACAGCCAUGGACCACCCAUUUCUAAAAGCAUGUCAAGCAUCAUCUAGCUCUUCUCCAGAAACACUAACAGAUGUAGGUACAAGCAGUCAAGUUUCUUCCUUAAGGAAACCUGAAGAGGACGAUAUGGCUUUCUUUGAAAGACGAUACCAGGAAAGGGUGUUACUGAAGUAUGCCCUGGCUCUGAGAGAGAAGAAGAGAGGAAACAGAGGAGGGAGAGGAGCUGGGAGCUUGCAUACCCCAACAAACCAUAUUUUAAAAAUGCAGUUGGGUCCCUUCAACAAUCAGAUUGUGGCUUUAGUAUUUAGCAGCUUAAUAACCGCUAAGUAACUGUGUAAAAUGGCUGUGCUAAAUAAGACAUGAACCCAAAUGAGAUAAAAAUGGAAAAGGCUGCUAAGCCGAAAGGAAAAGCACCAUUGCCAUCAACUACAAAGCCUUCAUGAAGACUACUGGGGAAAUUAAAACCAGCAUCCAAAUAUGUCUUUUGUGUGUUAAUUAUUUAAGUAUAAUAAUACAAUUUAUUUUUCCUCAAAUUAUUUACUUCUUUUUCUGUGUAAAAAUAUCUUUUUGAAUGUUUCCUCAAUUUAUUUAAGUGAAAAUACCUUACAUUACUUUUGUCAAA